Messenger RNA from Coregonus clupeaformis (lake whitefish), 2042 nucleotides. RefSeq names its product uridine 5'-monophosphate synthase. The coding region runs from base 63 to 1523 and encodes 486 amino acids. Gene Ontology annotation, biological process: 'de novo' UMP biosynthetic process; 'de novo' pyrimidine nucleobase biosynthetic process. Lineage: Eukaryota; Metazoa; Chordata; Actinopteri; Salmoniformes; Salmonidae. The record is from RefSeq and is a predicted model, not a curated record. The transcript is spliced from 6 exons. Gene Ontology annotation, molecular function: orotate phosphoribosyltransferase activity; orotidine-5'-phosphate decarboxylase activity.
CGAGAUGCGGAGAGAGACCGCUGUCUAGCUUACUAUUAGCUAAUGUAGUUAAAACAUUGAAAAUGGAAAACGUUUGCCUUAAAAGUUUAAUCUUAAAGUUGCAUGAUGUUCAGGCCGUGAAAUUCGGAACGUUCAGGCUGAAGAGUGGAAUAACCUCGCCGAUUUAUUUUGAUUUCAGAGUUAUUGUUUCUUACCCAUCUCUCAUGAACCAGGUGUCAAGUCUUCUUUAUCAACGCGCCAAAGAUGAGGACUUAAAAUACAGCUCUGUGUGUGGUGUCCCAUACACCGCUCUGCCCCUGGCUACAAUCAUCUGCUCCAAACACGAGCUGCCCAUGCUCAUCCGAAGAAAAGAAGCCAAAGACUAUGGAACUAAGAAGAUUAUAGAAGGGACAAUUCACCCUGGAGACACGUGUCUGAUCAUCGAGGAUGUAGUGACCAGCGGCAGCAGCGUCAUAGAGACGGCCCUGGUGCUCCAGGCGGAGGGUUUAAAGGUGACAGACGCCAUCGUGUUGAUGGACAGGGAGCAGGGAGGUGGGGCCAUGCUGGCCAAGAGGGGCAUCACGCUUCACUCCGUCAUCUCCAUCUCCAAACUCCUCAACACCCUGCUUCAGGCGGAUCGCAUUGACUCUUCCACUGCCCAGAGCGUGUGCAGGUUCAUCCAGGAGAACAACACCUACAAGCCCUCUGGUGAGGAGGAGAAGAACGGCUCACCUGCAGCCAAAAAGCCCUGCAAGCCAGCGGAGCUGAGCUAUGGAGACAGGGCCAAGCUCCAGAAUACACACCCUCUGGCCGCCCAGCUCCUCAGACUGAUGGAAGAAAAGAAGACCAACCUGUGUGUGUCAGCAGACAUGACAGCCUGCGAGGAGCUACUGCAGCUGGCUGACUCUCUGGGGCCUCAGAUGUGUGUGUUGAAGACCCACGUGGACAUCCUUCAGGACUUCAGCCCAGCCUUCACCCAGUCCCUCAGGGACCUGGGCCUCAAACACAACUUCCUCAUCUUUGAGGACCGCAAGUUCGCCGACAUCGGAAACACGGUCAAGCACCAGUAUGAAGGUGGGCUCUACCAGAUCUCCUCGUGGUCUCACAUCAUUAAUGCCCAUGCGGUGCCAGGCCCUGGGGUGGUGAAGGGGCUCAGUGCGGUGGGCCGUCCGCUGGACCGUGGCUGUCUCCUCAUAGGUCAGAUGAGCUCCCAGGGUUCCCUAGCAACAGGGGACUACACGCAGGCUGUGGUGAAAAUGGCUGAGGAGUACUCUGAAUUUGUUUUUGGGUUCAUCUCUGGCUCCAAGAUCAGCAGCAAGCCUGAGUUUGUACACAUGACUCCAGGGGUGCAGAUGCAGUCAGGAGGAGAUGGUCUGGGCCAGCAGUACUCCAGUCCUGAUGAUGUGAUAUGUAAAAAAGGCUCUGACAUCAUCAUCGUAGGCCGUGGUAUCCUGGGGGCCUCUGAUAGGGUGAAGGCUGCUGCAGAGUACAGAGAGGCAGGCUGGAACGCCUACACCAAGAGACUCAACACGUCAAGCCAAUGAGACGUCAAAGAUUGGGGCUGCAUCCUAAUUGGCACCUUAUUCUAUAUAUUGUGCACUACUUUUGACCAGGACCCAUUCGUGCACUACUUUUGACCAGAGCCCUAUGGGCCCUAGUCAAAAGUAGUGCACUAUGUAGGGCAUAGGGUGCCAUUUGGGAUGCAAACUAGGAGUAGGCACUUGGGCCAUGUUUAAAAGUAGUACACUAUAUUGGGUGCCAUUUGGGAUGCAGACAAAGAGUAGAGCAGACACCACAUCGCUAAUGUGAAACCAUGAUUAUUCCCUCCAACCAGCUGCUGAGACCUGUUCUUUCUCUUAGCCACAACUAGUUACAAAACUUGCUAAAUCAACUGAACUACGAUGACGCUAAUUUUAGCCUUUGGCAACAGGGACAUGUUUCAGUUUUUUCCCCCUCCAUAGUGUUGUUUUUAUAUGAUAAUCUAAUUAGCAUUUUUCGAAAUGAUUUGUGUUGACCAGUUAUAUGGAAUUGUGAAAUGAAUUCAAUAAAUUCAUUUGCUGUAA